Messenger RNA from Nothoprocta perdicaria, 464 nucleotides. RefSeq names its product lymphocyte antigen 6E-like. NCBI's taxonomy places the organism in Eukaryota, Metazoa, Chordata, Aves, Tinamiformes, Tinamidae. The coding region runs from base 39 to 419 and encodes 126 amino acids. The record is from RefSeq and is a predicted model, not a curated record. Gene Ontology annotation, molecular function: acetylcholine receptor inhibitor activity. The transcript is spliced from 3 exons.
AGUCCUGCCUGAUUUGCAGAUGCAAAGACCUAUCGAGGAUGAAGAUUCUUCUUCUUGCAGCACUGGUUGCAGUCCUGUGCACGAAGCAUGCUUUCUCCCUGACAUGUUUCACAUGCAAAGAUGCAACUUCCAACCUGCAGUGCCUCAGCACAACCACAUGCUCUGAUUAUGAAAAGUACUGCCUCACAUCCUACACUUCCUCUGGGCUUGGUAAUGACCGUAGCCAUCGCAUUACCAAGAAAUGUGCUGCAAUUUGCCCGUCCAUAAAUCUGAAUAUUGGAGUAGCAGGCGUUGCCACCAGCUGCUGCGAGACCUCCCUGUGCAAUAUCAGCGGGGCCAGCAGUGUGAAAACCAGCUACGCUGUGAUAGCUGUGGGUGCCUUGGUCAGUCUUGUCUGUGUCCUCCGGCUGGGGAUGUAAAGGGGUUGGAGUGGGAGAAGAAGCUGCUUGGCCUUGUAUUGCAAG